This is a messenger RNA of Raphanus sativus (radish), 510 nucleotides long. RefSeq names its product protein RESPONSE TO LOW SULFUR 2-like. The record is from RefSeq and is a predicted model, not a curated record. Gene Ontology annotation, biological process: cellular oxidant detoxification. Bases 127 to 429 code for a protein of 100 amino acids. The transcript has a single exon. Lineage: Eukaryota; Viridiplantae; Streptophyta; Magnoliopsida; Brassicales; Brassicaceae.
CAUGAGAUCAACUAAAUGUAGACAUAUACACACCCCCAAGGAGCCCAGUCAUCGUGACGCCUAUAAAAUAAGAGCAUUCAAGAACCAAGAACAAGAACACAAAGCCAAACAAAAUAAAUAAAGAAAAUGGGGAAAGGAGGAAACUCUGUGACGGUGACGGCUUCUGAGGUGGAUGAGCUACGACGGAAGAACGGGGAGAUGGAAAAAGUGAUGGAGGAAAUGAAGAAAGAGAUGCUGCAGCUGUGGCGGCGGACGCAGGUGGCGGAGGAGGCCGAGGAGCGUCUCUGCUCUCAGCUCGCCGAGCUUGAAGCCGAAUCGUUAGACGAGGCACGUGAUUACCAUUCUCGCAUCAUUUUCCUCGUGAACGAACUCUCUCGUGUCUCUUCUUCCUCUUCCUCCUCCUUUUCCUCCGACUUGGCCUCACCGUAGACAUAUAUAUACCUAUAUAAUUGGUUCAUAUCAAUGCCAAUGCCAAUCUGUAUAGUCUUUUUUCUUCUUCCAAACAAAUAU